UCGGAAAACACGCCGCAAAUCAUUGCUAGCAGUAAAGGCCUAUGGACGUAUUUUACAUGACGGCUACAGUGCAGUUUUCCAUUCAGGGGAACAUAUCCCGUGACAAUAACGGACUCCUCCAGGCACUCCAAGACAUCUGAGCCUUCAGCCUGGAGUGCUCUUGGAUCACAAGCUUCUGAAGAGCUCAUUGGAAAGGAAGAGUUUUAUUGCGGGUGAGGCACGUUUAACGACGCUUCAGGAGUCGCACAGCAGGGGCCAAUGGGAGUGUGGAAGCUGGCCAAGGUGGUGCUCGGAUGGGCCGCGAUCUGGUGGGCCGCGGUCCAUUCGGCGCAGGCGCAAGGAGAUGGAGACAUCCAGGCCAGUCGAUUCACUGGAAAACCUGAGGGGGAGGUGCAACAGAGGGUCCGUCGGAGAGGCCAGGAGUCCCUCAGGGGGCCCAACGUAUGCGGUUCCCGCUUCCACUCCUAUUGUUGUCCGGGAUGGAAAACGCUUCCUGGAGGGAACCAGUGUAUAGUUCCCAUCUGUAGGAACUCGUGUGGGGAUGGCUUUUGCUCGAGGCCUAACAUGUGUACCUGCUCCAGUGGUCAUCUUGCCCCUAGCUGUGGUGCGGCCGCAGUCCAGUCCUGCAGCGUCAGAUGCAUGAAUGGAGGGGUCUGUAAUGAAGAUGCCUGCUCGUGUCAGAAGGGCUACACAGGAACUCACUGUGGACAGCCUGUGUGUGAGAGCGGAUGUCAAAAUGGUGGCCGUUGUAUUGGACCCAACAGAUGUGCUUGUGUCUACGGUUUUACUGGGCCACAGUGCGAGAGAGACUACCGGACCGGGCCUUGCUUCACACAAGUCAACAACCAGAUGUGCCAAGGUCAGCUGAGCGGCAUCGUGUGCACCAAGACGCUGUGUUGCGCCACCAUCGGGCGAGCGUGGGGUCACCCAUGUGAGAUGUGCCCUGCCCAACCCCACCCUUGCAGAAGAGGUUUCAUCCCAAACAUCCGCACCGGUGCUUGCCAAGAUGUGGACGAGUGUCAGGCCGUCCCAGGACUAUGUGCUGGAGGAAACUGCAUUAACACCGUGGGCUCUUACGAGUGCAAAUGUCCCGCGGGUCACCGGCAAAGUGAGACCAACCAGAAGUGCGAAGAUAUCGACGAAUGUGCAACUAUAUCAGGAGUGUGUGACGGCGGGGAAUGUACCAACACUGCCGGCAGCUAUGUGUGCACCUGUCCGCGGGGAUACAUCACCAGCGCAGACGGCUCCAGAUGUGUCGAUCAUCGGGUCGGUACGUGUUUCUCGUCGUUGGCGAACGGCCGCUGUGCGAGCGAACUGUCCGGUCAGUACACCAAGAUGCAGUGCUGCUGCGACACAGGCCGCUGCUGGGCCCUCGGACACAUCCCGGAGAUGUGCCCCGUUAGAGGAUCCGAUGAAUACAGGCGACUGUGCAUCCAGAGGCUUCCGUUUGCCACCGGUAACAGUGGCGGCAUCAUCCACGACGGCAAUGGCGGUCUGAACAUCGGCAGCUACGGCAAAGGUCCCUCACAGAAUGGAAACGGCGGUGGCUACAUUUAUGGCGGCGAGCACGGAAUCGGAAACGGAAAUGGUGGCAACGGCGGCCCAAAGAUUCAGAUCAGCCAACUGAAUGAGACGACGAUCGACGUGUGCAAACAUUUCACCAACCUGUGCCUGAACGGCCGCUGCAUUCCCACACCGACCAGCUACCGCUGCGAAUGCAACAUGGGAUACCGGCAGGACGUGCGCGGGGAAUGCAUCGAUGUAGACGAGUGCAUCAGUAACCCAUGUGUGAAUGGAGACUGCGUCAACACACAAGGAUCGUAUCACUGCAAAUGUCACGAGGGAUAUCAGGGAACUCCCACCAAACAGGCCUGCAUUGACAUUGACGAGUGUAUCGUUAACGGAGUUAUGUGCCGUAACGGACGCUGCGUGAACACGGAUGGAAGUUUCCAGUGCAUCUGUAACGCUGGCUUUGAAAUCAGUCCUGAUGGGAAGAACUGCGUCGAUCAUGAUGAAUGUGCCACCACCAACAUGUGCCUCAACGGCAUGUGCAUAAACGAAGACGGAAGCUUCAAAUGUAUCUGCAAACCUGGAUUUGCAUUGGCGCCCAAUGGACGCUACUGCACUGACAUCGACGAAUGCCAGACCUCGGGCAUCUGUAUGAACGGCCGCUGCGUGAACACCGAGGGCUCUUUCCGCUGCGAGUGCCCGCCAGGACUAGCCAUCGAUGUGGACGGCCGCGUCUGCGUGGACACCCACAUGCGCACCACCUGCUACGGCGCAAUAAAAAUGGGCACAUGUUCGCGUCCGUUCCCCAGGGCGGUGACAAAGUCGGAAUGCUGCUGCGCCAACCCAGAACACGGCUUCGGAGAACCCUGCCAACCCUGCCCCGCGUUCAACUCCGCUGAGUUUCAGGCAGUGUGCAGCAGCGGACCUGGAAUCACCGCAGAUGGACGAGACAUCAACGAAUGCGCUUUGGAUCCGGACAUCUGUCAAAACGGGAUCUGCGAGAACUUGCGCGGAAGCUACCGUUGCAUCUGUAACAUCGGUUAUGAAUCUGACGCUAGCGGCAAAAAUUGUGUGGACAUUAACGAGUGUUUGGUGAAUCGGUUGUUGUGCGACAACGGCAUGUGUAGAAACACGCCAGGAAGUUACACUUGCACCUGCCCCAAAGGAUUCUCCUUUAAGGCCGAUUCGGAGACUUGCGAAGACGUCAACGAAUGCGACUCCAACCCUUGCAUUAACGGCGUGUGCCGCAACAUAGCCGGUUCAUUCAGUUGCGAAUGUUCCCAUGGUAGCAAGCUGGACUCCACCAACACCAUCUGCGUAGACAGCAUGAAAGGAACCUGCUGGCUAAACAUCCAGGACGGCCGCUGUGAGGUGAAUAUCAACGGGGCCACGCUAAAGUCAGAGUGUUGCUCUACGCUCGGGGCGGCCUGGGGAAGCCCAUGUGAACGCUGUGAAAUUGAUCCAGCCUGUUCGAAAGGUUUCGCACGCAAGAAGGGACUUGUGUGUGAAGAUAUUAAUGAGUGCGAGGUGUUUCCCGGCAUUUGCACAAAUGGCCGCUGUGUGAACACUCAGGGCUCGUUCCGAUGCGAGUGUCCGGAGGGACUUACCCUGGACGGAGCCGGACGGACGUGUGUUGAUAUCCGAAGCGAGCAGUGUUACAUGAAAUGGGACGAGGACGAGUGCGUGGAGCCAUUACCGGGCCGCUAUCGCGUGGAUAUGUGUUGCUGUACAGUGGGAGCGGCGUGGGGCGUGGACUGUGAGGCCUGUCCCAAACCAAACACACCCGAAUUCAAAACCAUCUGCCCACGGGGACCCGGAAUUGCCAACCGAGGAGACAUCCUGACAGGACGACCCUUCUACAAAGAUGUGAACGAAUGUAAGGUGUUCAAAGGCCUGUGCACUCACGGGACGUGCCGAAACACCAUCGGGAGCUUCAAAUGCCGCUGCGACAGCGGUUUCGCCCUCACCAUGGAGGAGAGGAACUGCACAGAUAUUGAUGAGUGCACCAUCUCUCCGGACCUGUGCGGACACGGCGUCUGCGUCAACACGCCCGGCAGCUUCGAGUGCGAGUGUUUCGACGGCUACGAGAGCGGCUUCAUGAUGAUGAAGAACUGCAUGGACAUCGACGAGUGCGAGCGGGACCCUCUGCUGUGCCGCGGCGGCACGUGUCUCAACACAGAGGGCAGUUAUGAGUGCGACUGUCCUCCAGGACACCAGCUGAGCACUGAAGCCUCUGCCUGUGAAGAUGUGAACGAGUGUGAGCUCAGCGAUAACCUGUGCAGGAACGGUCAUUGUGUGAACAUGGUGGGCACGUAUCAGUGCUCCUGCGACACGGGAUACCAGGUGACGCCCGACAGACAGGGCUGCGUGGAUAUCGACGAGUGCACCAUCAUGAACGGCGGCUGCGAUACUCACUGUACCAACUCCGAGGGCAGCUACGAAUGCAGCUGUAGUGAAGGUUAUGCGCUCAUGCCCGACCUCAGGACCUGCGCCGACAUUGAUGAAUGUGAAGACACACCAGACAUCUGUGACGGCGGUCAGUGUACGAACAUCCCUGGAGAAUAUCGCUGCCUCUGCUACGACGGUUUCAUGGCCUCCAUGGACAUGCGCACCUGCAUCGAUGUGAACGAAUGCGAUCUGAAUCCCAACAUCUGUUUGCACGGCGACUGUGAAAACACGAAAGGCUCGUUCAUCUGCCACUGUCAGCUGGGAUACUUUGUCAAGAAGGGUUCGACCGGCUGCACAGAUAUCGACGAGUGUGAGAUCGGCGCUCAUAACUGCGACAUGCACGCCGCCUGCGUCAACGUUCCCGGCAGCUUCAAGUGCCGCUGCCGCGACGGCUGGGAGGGCGACGGGAUCAAAUGCGUCGAUGUGGACGAGUGCUUGACGGAAGAACACAACUGUAACCCCAACGCCGAGUGCAUGAACACGCCGGGAUCGUACCGAUGCUCCUGUAAGGAGGGAUUCAACGGAGACGGAUUCACCUGCUCCGACAUGGACGAGUGUGCUGACAACGUGAAUCUGUGUGAGAACGGUCAGUGUCUGAACGCUCCGGGCGGAUAUCGCUGCGAGUGUGAGAUGGGCUUCACACCCACCGAAGACAGCAAGGCCUGCCAGGACAUCGACGAGUGUAACUUCCAGAACAUCUGUGUGUUCGGAUCGUGUCAGAAUCUGCCGGGAAUGUUCCGAUGUGUUUGCGACUACGGAUACGAGCUGGACCGCAGCGGAGGAAACUGCACAGACAUUAACGAGUGUUUCGACCCCGUGAACUGCAUCAACGGCGUGUGUGUGAAUCUGCCCGGCAGCUACCUGUGCAACUGUCCGCCCGACUUCGAGCUGAACCCGUCCGGCGUGGGCUGCGUCGACACACGCGUGGGGAACUGCUUCCUGGACACGCUGGACCGCGGCGACGGCGGGAUCUCCUGCAGCGCUGAGAUCGGGGUGGGCGUCACCCGCGCCUCCUGCUGCUGCUCGCUGGGUGGAGCCUGGGGAAACCCCUGCGAACUCUGCCCGGCCAUCAACUCCACCGAGUACAAGACGCUGUGUCCCGGAGGAGAGGGUUUCCGGCCCAAUCCCAUCACUGUCAUCCUGGAGGACAUCGACGAGUGUCAGGAGCUGCCGGGUCUGUGUCAGGGGGGAAACUGCGUCAACACCUUCGGCAGCUUCCAGUGCGAGUGUCCCGCCGGAUACUACCUCAACGAGGAGACCCGCAUCUGCGAAGAUAUUGAUGAAUGUACGGCUCACAUUGGCAUCUGCGGUCCGGGAACCUGCUACAACACGCUGGGAAACUACACGUGCGUCUGUCCGCCCGAAUACAUGCAGGUCAACGGAGGAAACAACUGCAUGGAUAUGAGAAAGAGCGUGUGCUAUCGCAACUUCAACGACACCUGCGAGAACGAGCUUUCCUUCAACAUGACCAAGAAGAUGUGCUGCUGCGCCUACAACGUGGGCAAAGCCUGGAACAGACCCUGCGAGGCCUGUCCCACACCGGCCACAUCCGAGUACCAGCUGUUGUGUGGAAAUCAGGCUCCCGGUUUCAUCAUUGACAUUCUCACUGGAAAACCCAUCGAUAUCGACGAGUGCCGCGAGAUCACGGGAAUCUGCGCGAACGGCGUCUGCAUCAACCAGAUCGGCAGUUUCCGCUGCGAGUGUCCCAUGGGCUUCAGCUACAACAACAUCCUGCUCAUAUGUGAAGAUAUCGACGAGUGCAACAGCGGUGAUAACCUGUGCCAGCGUAACGCCAACUGCAUCAACAUCCCCGGCAGCUACCGCUGCGAAUGUUCGGCCGGAUUCAAGCUUUCACCCAGCGGGGCCUGCGUCGAUCGUAACGAAUGUCAGGAGAUCCCGAACGUGUGCAGUCACGGCGAGUGCAUCGACACUCAGGGCAGCUUCCGCUGUCUGUGCCACAACGGCUUCAAGACCACGCCGGACCAGACCAUGUGCAUGGAUAUCGAUGAGUGCGACCGACAGCCGUGUGGAAACGGCACCUGUAAGAACACCGUGGGCUCCUACAACUGCCUGUGCUUCCCCGGCUUCGAACUCACGCACAACAACGACUGCAUGGAUAUCGACGAGUGCAGCGUUCACGCCAGUCAGGUUUGCAGAAACGGCCAGUGCAUCAACAGCUUGGGCUCGUUCAGGUGUCUGUGUCUGGACGGAUAUAACCUGACGCCGGAGGGCAAGAACUGCGUCGAUAUCAACGAGUGCGUGACGCUGCCGGGCGCCUGUCAGCCGGGAACCUGUCAGAAUCUGGACGGCUCGUUCCGCUGCAUCUGUCCGCCCGGAUACGAGGUGCAGAACGACAAGUGUGUGGAUAUCAACGAGUGCAACGUGGAGCCCAACAUCUGUCAGUUCGGCACGUGCAAAAACACCCCGGGCAGCUUCCAGUGCAUCUGUCAGCCCGGAUUCGUGCUGUCCGACAACGGACGCCGCUGCUUCGACACGCGCGAGAGCUUCUGUUUCACACGUUUCGAAGCGGGCAAAUGCUCCGUCCCCAAACCCCUCAACACCACCAAAGCCAAGUGCUGCUGCAGUCUGCUGCCGGGCGAGGGAUGGGGCGACCCCUGCGAACUGUGCCCGCGAGAGACCGAGGCUGCGUUUCACACGUUGUGUCCCUACGGUCACGAGGCCGUCCCGCGCCCCGAAGGACGUGAGGACAUGAACGAGUGCGUGGAGAACCCGGGCAUCUGCGGAAACGGCCUGUGCAUCAACACGGACGGCUCGUUCCGCUGCGAGUGUCCCUUCGGAUACAACCUCGACUACACCGGCGUCAACUGCGUGGAUACGGACGAGUGCUCGAUCGGAAACCCCUGUGGAAACGGGACGUGCUCAAACGUUCCUGGUGGUUUCGAGUGUUCCUGUCAGGAGGGAUUCGAACCCGGACCCAUGAUGACCUGCGAAGACAUCAACGAGUGCGCUGUGAAUCCGCUGCUCUGUGCUUUCCGCUGCGUCAACACCUUCGGCUCGUACGAGUGCAUGUGCCCGACGGGAUACGUGCUGCGCGACGACAACAGGAUGUGCCGAGACCAGGACGAGUGUGCGGAGGGUCUGGACGACUGCGCCUCCAGAGGAAUGGCCUGCAAAAACCAGAUCGGCACCUUCAUGUGCAUCUGUCCGCCCGGCAUGACGCGCCGUCCCGACGGAGAGGGAUGCAUGGAUCUGAACGAGUGUCGCAGCAAGCCAGGAAUCUGCAAGAACGGCCGCUGCGUCAAUACGGUGGGCAGCUACCGCUGCGAAUGUAACGAGGGUUUCGAGCCGAGCUCCACGGGCACUGAGUGCAUCGACAACAGAAAGGGCUUCUGUUUCACGGAGGUCCUGCAGACGAUGUGCCAGCAGUCGUCCACCAACCGAAACACCGUCACGAAGUCUGAGUGCUGCUGUAACGGCGGCCGCGGCUGGGGCUCGCUGUGUGAACUUUGUCCUCUGCCCGGCACCGUCCAGUACAAGAAGAUGUGUCCGCUCGGACCCGGAUACACCACUGACGGCAGAGACAUCAACGAGUGUGAGGUGAUGCCUAACUUGUGUAAGAACGGCCAGUGCAUCAACAGCGUCGGCUCCUUCCGCUGCCAUUGCAACGUGGGUUACACCAAUGACUUUACCGGCACUUCCUGCAUUGAUAUGGACGAGUGCUCUCAGUCGCCCAAACCGUGUAACUUCCUGUGCAAAAACACCGAAGGCAGUUACCUGUGCUCGUGUCCCAGAGGAUACAUCCUACAGCCUGAUGGGAAGACCUGCAAAGAUUUGGACGAGUGCUCAACCAAGCAACACAACUGUCAGUUCCUAUGCGUCAACACGAUCGGUGGCUUCACCUGUAAAUGCCCUUCGGGCUUCACACAGCACCAGACGGCAUGCAUAGACAACAACGAAUGCAGCAAUCAGCCGAACGUAUGCGGCUCCCGCGCCUCCUGCCUCAACACCCCCGGCAGCUUCAACUGCGAGUGUCAGAAGGGCUUCUCUUUGGAUGCCACCGGAAUCAACUGUGAUGAUGUCGAUGAAUGUGGAGGUAACCACCGGUGCCAACACGGUUGCCAGAACAUGCUGGGAGGAUAUCGGUGUGGAUGCCCGCAGGGAUACGUUCAGCACUACCAGUGGAACCAGUGUGUGGAUGAGAACGAAUGCGCUGGAAACCAAGUCUGUGGGUCGGCGUCUUGCUAUAAUACUCUGGGCAGCUAUAAGUGCGUGUGCCCCUCAGGUUUCGACUUUGAGGCCUCUGCUGGCGGAUGCCAGGAUGUUAAUGAAUGCGCACUGAACAAUAACCCCUGCAGCUAUGGAUGCUCUAACACAGAUGGCGGAUACUUAUGUGGAUGUCCCGGAGGCUUCUACCGAGCAGGACAAGGGCACUGCAUCACAGGAGCGGGCUUCCCGGGUCAGUUUGCCUCAGAAGGCGUGGAUGACGAAGAAGCAUUGUCACCAGAAGCCUGCUAUGAAUGCAAGAUCAACGGUGACCUUGGAAAGAAAGGACGCCAUAGGCGUAAUGCUGGUGAUAAUGAGCUCAAGGAGACGGUGAGCAUGGCCAGCAUGGAUGUUCAGACAUCCAUCCCCAUGAACCUGAGUCUGGCGCAGCUGCAAAACAAGGAACCCCUACUCGAGUUGCUUCCAGCCCUGGAGCCGCUUGAGCACCACGUGCGCUACGUCAUAACGCACGGAAACCAGGGCGAACACUUCCGCAUCUUAGAACGUCGCGACGGCAAGAGCGUUUUGCGGCUGGGCCGGAAGCCACCCCCUCCAGGUUUGUACCGCCUGGAGAUCGCCAGCUUGCGUCUGUUCGGUCCGCGCAAACUUCAGCAAAUGGAGGACCAGCACGACAGCGACUACUUGCUGGGCGAGAUCGGCGAUGCACUGCGCAUCAAGCUGCACAUCCACCUGCACUGAGACUGACCCUUGACCCCGUGCCCUUCACUGCAGGGCGUUGGCUCUGAGAGACUAUGUCCAUUUACCGCCAUGUUUUGGGUUUGUUUUUAUUUGCCGUCCUUUCACGUCAGCCCCUAAUGAUUCCACCAGGUUGGGUGGAAUAUGUACAUAUACCACCUUAAACUAGCAUCAGCACCCACCAGAGGGACAAUCAGAAAUAUCAGCUGUAAGGACGAUUUAAUUUUAGUACAACUGUUACAGUUGUAAACUGUCAAAAUUAUCAUAAAAUGACAUUUCAGUCUUUAGUGCACAUAAAAACGUUGCAUUAUAGAUGAAGAAAAAUAUAAUGACCUUUCACUCAUCUCGAUAUCUCAGUGCAAACUGGGGUCAAAGUUUAUUCCAUUCAGUAUUUAGAGUCAUUUGUCAAGUAUUGUACUGUUUUUGAAGAAAAAAGGUCACACAAAGGACUGCAACAAGUUUUCAGGUUUAAACAAGAGUCGAGGGUUCAGAUUAGAGACUGAAACACGUCUUUUUACAUACGAUUUCUGGAGUGUUUGCAUGUGCUGCCACAUCACUUUACCUCAUUUUACACACAUACACAAGAACACACACAUAUGUACGUACGGCAGUUAGGACAGGAGUGGUGCUAAAUGCUCAAAAUUUGCACUGGGCCUCCUCUGCGUGUUUAAUCAGGGAAUUUCCAUUCCAAAAAUGGCAACGACUGUCCGUGGGGUUUUCGAAUAUGCAUGCGAUGUUGCACAAACUUGGCAUUCGCAUUUGAACCAUUUUCUUCUCCAUGCUUGUGUGCUCUCGUCGGCGUAUUUGACAAAGGCGCGCUUCGCAAACAGAGCACAUACGAAUGGAGAACUGGAAGCCUUAGAGGCCAUUUUUCCGAUUGCAGCUGGAGACGUGCAGUCUCAGUGGUACACAAGGAUUGUUUGGCAAGCCGUUCUCCAAAACACUCCAGAUUUUUAACCUUCAAGUGUGGGAACGACCAACCGACCCUCGUUUCUUAGUUUGUCAGUUAUGGCGAGCCAACCAGGUGCUAAGAUUCCAACUUCCGCUGUACUACGAACUGAUUUGUGGAUCGCAAACGUGACAUUUUCAAAGGUCUUUUGUGUGUUUUAUUUCGUGUGUGAUUGUCUUUUGUACUGUCUCAAUGCUGAAAAAUCAAUACUAUCAAAGCUUGUUGAAAAUUUAAAUUGUAUAUUUUAAAGUGAAAUGUAGAUUUUGUUUGUAUUUCUUCUUCUUCUUCUUUUGUACUCUUGAGCAUCAAGACUGCCAAACCAAAUAUUUACUUGUAAACGUUAGCUAAAUAGCCUUUACGAGCUGUUGACUUUGUUUUUCCUCGGAAUGAUCACAGCAUCUCUAAUUUACUGUCACUGAGCACUAUGUGACAGACGUCACUGUUUACAUGAGCUCAUCCAUCGAUCAUCUAAAUGAAUAAUACUGUAGUUUAUUGCAACGACCGGCAACAUUGGCCUGUUUUCAAGGGCUGUAAACAAAGUAAUUUUGGUGCUAGAACGACAAAACUGUUUCUUGAACAUCACAGUAACUGCACUGUACGACAGCCUGAGCUAUAUUUAUGCAUAACCAUUUGUCUAACAUGGGAACUUUGUAUACGUUCAUAUCUUUUGUUUUUGUUGAUGCCACUACAUGUAAAAGAGCGAAUGUGCGUGACUGUACUGUAUGUCAGAAACCAGCAGCAAACUUGAAACGGUCAUCAAGCUAGUGUUGAGUUACGAACUUCAGACCAAAGAAAGUGGACCGGGUGGCUCAGGAUGUCGUCAAAUCCCAUUGAUGAGGGCGUCCGUAUGAAUGUUUUGAGCCAUAAAGAUCCACGACAGACAAACCUGAGCACCCCGUACACUGCUAACGAGUAAUUCCAAAUGCAUUCUUUUUAUAUCAUUUUCGAUCAUCUGUCAGAUCCAAGCGAUCCGCACAAUGUUUGUGAACAUCUGUACGAAACAACAAAUGGCAAUAAAACAACAUGGGUUAUAUUUUUAAACCUCUGUCUUUCUGUUC
Molecule: messenger RNA, 10884 nt
Organism: Labeo rohita (rohu)
Lineage: Eukaryota; Metazoa; Chordata; Actinopteri; Cypriniformes; Cyprinidae
Gene: fbn3
Product: fibrillin 2b
Exons: 66
Coding region: 259-8880 (2873 amino acids)
Molecular function (GO): calcium ion binding
Source: RefSeq, a predicted model, not a curated record